Messenger RNA from Trachemys scripta elegans, 1790 nucleotides. RefSeq names its product sorting nexin family member 30 (gene SNX30). The transcript is spliced from 9 exons. Lineage: Eukaryota; Metazoa; Chordata; Testudines; Emydidae. Bases 114 to 1436 code for a protein of 440 amino acids. The record is from RefSeq and is a predicted model, not a curated record. Gene Ontology annotation, cellular component: cytoplasm. Gene Ontology annotation, molecular function: protein binding; phosphatidylinositol binding.
GCGGCUGGGUGCUGGCCCCGCUGCGCCGGGCUGCAGCGGUCUGUGCUUCGGGCCGCCAGCGGCUGCCUGGGCCCGGGGUCCUUGCCCGCCUACUGCCGCCGCCGAGCGCAGCCAUGUCGGCCGGGGGCGGCGGGCUGGGGACCCCCCGGGCCCUGCCCUCCUCCGGGCCCCGGGCUCUGCGGGACAUGCCGCACCCGCUGGCCGCUUCCAGCAGCGAGGAGGCGGCCUCCGAGCUCAGCCCCAGCCCGGACCUGCUGCUGCCCCGCAGCUUCGCUGACAAGGAUCUCAGUCUGCCCAAUGGCACUCCUGUAGAUACUUCCAGCCCAGCCUCCUCCUCCUCACUGCUCAACAGACUGCAGCUGGAUGACGACUUGGAUGGGGAAACUAGAGACCUCUUUGUCACUGUCGAUGAUCCCAAAAAACACAUCUGUACAAUGGAGACGUACAUCACCUACAGGGUUACAACAAAGACCACACGGGCGGAGUUUGACUUGCCAGAAUACUCCGUACGCCGACGGUACCAGGACUUUGACUGGUUGAGGAAUAAGCUGGAGGAAUCUCAGCCAACACAUCUCAUUCCCCCUCUUCCUGAGAAAUUUGUGAUGAAGGGAGUUGUCGAUCGCUUUUCUGAAGAAUUUGUGGAGACGAGGAGGAAAGCUUUAGAUAAAUUCUUGAAAAGAAUUGCAGAUCAUCCAGUACUUUCUUUCAAUGAACAUUUCAAUGUGUUUCUCACAGCCAAGGAUCUUAAUGCCUAUAAAAAACAAGGAAUGGCAUUGCUCUCCAAGAUGGGAGAGUCCGUAAAAUAUGUCACAGGCGGUUAUAAACUCAGAAGUCGACCGCUGGAGUUUGCAGCCAUAGGAGACUACUUAGAUACAUUUGUUCUCAAGCUUGGAACCAUUGACAGAAUAGCACAGAGGAUUAUCAAGGAGGAACUGGAAUACCUGGUGGAACUGCGAGAGUAUGGACCGGUUUACUCCACCUGGGGUGGGUUAGAAGUGGAGCUAGCAGAACCUCUGGAAGGAGUGUCUGCCUGUAUCGGGAACUGCUGUACCGCUCUCGAGGAACUGAGUGAUGACAUGACAGAGGACUUCCUGCCUGUACUCAGAGAGUACAUCUUGUACUCUGAGUCCAUGAAGAAUGUACUAAAGAAAAGAGACCAAGUUCAAGCAGAGUAUGAAGCAAAAUUGGAAGCUGUAGCCUUGAAAAAAGAAGACCGCCCCAAGGUGCCGGCAGAAGUUGAAAAAUGUCAGGACCGAGUGGAAUGCUUCAAUGCUGACCUGAAAGCCGACAUGGAGAGAUGGCAGAACAACAAGCGCCAAGAUUUUAGGCAGCUGCUUAUGGGAAUGGCCGAUAAAAACAUCCAAUACUAUGAGAAGUGCCUUAUGGCGUGGGAGUCAAUUAUACCACUAUUACAAGACAAACCAGAGACCAAAUAAGAAGUUCCAUAGCCCACAGACUUCUCUACACAAGUGCACAGUACCACUAAACAACCUACUGGAGCUGUAUGAUGCACUACUUUGAGUUACCUGAGAAAUGCCAGCUAUGCCCAGUCUGGUUACAGACCCAUUGAAAAGCAUUUGGACUUCUUCCUCUUUGUGUUUAAACCGGUAUGUUUCAUCUUUUGAGUUACCGUAAUGGUUCCUUCUCCAGCCUAUGGAGUGAUUGUGGGCUUGUAAUGGAAAUACACAGGGAUCAAGUCGCUUCUUGAUAAAGAAAACUUUGCCUCCUUAUUCCAGAAGGAGCUAAUGAGUGGAAUACUAAAAAGAUGAAAAUAAAACUCUAAACUGCAA